CCGCCACUCGCGCGUCCCGCUCGCGUCGCGCCUCGCUCGCGCCGCACGUCGCGCGCGAUCGCGAGUCGCUCGAAAUGCCCGCCGCGAGGCGCGCGCGCGCGGCGCCCGCGCGCGCGCAGCGAAAACCAACCACCGAGAAAGAAUCCACCGCGCGCGACGAUGUCGACGCGAAACCCGACGACGACGUCGCGGUGAAGCGCGAACGGCGCGCGGCGGACGCCGACGCCGUCGCGUCCGACGACGAGUCGACGCGGGCGACGAAACGGACGAAAUCGAGCGAGACGGGGACGGGGACGGUUGGCGGCGGCGGCGACGCGUGCGACGACGAUUUCAAGACGCUCGUGCGCAUCGAUAACAACGCGGGCAGAGUGAUCGGUAAGGGUGGCGAAAAUGUCAAGUACAUCGAGAACACGUGCGGAUGCGUGGUUGAAUUUCGCCGCGAUGAAGGCGUGGCGGUGGUUCGGCCGAACGUCGUCGGCGCGGGCGGCGCGCGGCGAACGAGCGAGGAGAAGCGAGCGAGCACGCAACGCGCCAAGGCGCUGAUCGAAGAGGUGGCGAACACGGGACAGAUCAUGGAGAUGUUAACGGCGCACGUGCCGAGCGAUGUCAACGCCGGGAUACGGAUCGAUGUGAGCGUGGUGCCGGAAAGCGUCAUUUCGGGGGACGACGAGGAGGAAAUCGAAGUGGCGAUUCCGUGCCCGGGGAAAGAGGGUCGCGUGAUCGGUCGCGGCGCGGCGACGAUUCGAGAGAUAAGCGCGAGGAGCGGGGCGAGUUGUCACGUCGUUAAAGGUAGUGGCGUGUGCACGGCAAAAGGAAAGCGCAAGUGCGUGAGAAUCGCGUAUCAAAUGGUGCACGACACGCUGCAGCUGCAAGUAGAUAGAUUCGCGGCGCCGAGCGCGCCGGCUGUGGCGCCACAGAUGCAACCACAUGCUUUGCCGAUACAAGGUUUGCCUCAAGGCGCAGUGUUACUUCCGAAUGGCAUGGCCAUGGUGCCUCUGGCCGCGAUGGGACUCGCGGCGCCGGCGCCGACCGCGGCGCCGGCGACGACUAUCGAGGUUCCUUGCGCCGGGAACGAGGGACGAGUCGUCGGUAAGGGUGGUGAAAUGAUCAAACAUUUACGCGCCGUAACGGCGUGUGGGGUUGAUAUUAAGAAUAACAAAUCGCCGCACGCGGUGGUGGCGAUUACUGGGCCGCUCGCGAACGCGCAACUGUGCGCCUCGUACGUGCGCGAAGUCAUGGAAAUGGGCGACACUCGCGCGACAGGGGGAUUAAGCGGAGCGCCUCUACACGCGGCGCCGGCGAACACACCUCCGUUCAUCGUGCCACAGCAGCAACAAGCGUAUCAACACGCGCCGGUGACGCCACAUUACGCGCCGGCGCCUCACGGAGCCGAGACGUGGGUACGAUACUACGACGCCGAAGGUAAGCCUUACGAGCACAACCCGGUGACGAACGAAACGCGUUGGGUGUGAGGACUUUGCGACGUGAGACGAAUGGAUAACUUUAGAUUAGC
Messenger RNA from Ostreococcus lucimarinus CCE9901, 1513 nucleotides. RefSeq lists its product with no specific name. The coding region runs from base 75 to 1472 and encodes 465 amino acids. Gene Ontology annotation, molecular function: mRNA binding; protein binding. Gene Ontology annotation, biological process: regulation of gene expression. NCBI's taxonomy places the organism in Eukaryota, Viridiplantae, Chlorophyta, Mamiellophyceae, Mamiellales, Bathycoccaceae. The record is from RefSeq and is a predicted model, not a curated record. Gene Ontology annotation, cellular component: cytoplasm; nucleus. The transcript has a single exon.